AUGGUGUCAUCUACAUCAGACAUAUCUUUUGGUCAUGGCAGCUUGGGAACACAGAGAACUUCUUGCUGGGCUGGCAUUCUGUGCUGCCUUUUGCUGGCCUGUUCUUAUGUGGGGAGUUUGUAUGUAUGGCGGAGCACUUUACCAAGGGAUCACCCCAGUGUGAUUAGAAGGCGUUUUACAAGUGUGCUUGUUGUCUCCAUCGCCUCACCAUGUGUUGUGUGGGCAUUGACUGAAUGGAUGAAGAUAUUGUCAGAUGUCCCUCUGAUGCCAUUAUUUGGGAUCCGGCUGGAAGGAGUUGUAGCUGCUGGCAUAUUGCCUUUGUUGCUUACUAUGAUGCUGUUUCUUGGUCCCUUGGUCCAGCUGGUAGUGGAAUGCCCAAAAGGAAUUCUUUUUGAAAUUAAGAUGAGAUGUAAUCUCCGGUGCGUGUCUCUAUGUGUGAGAGACUUGAAAUGGAUGAGAAACCACAUAGUGGCCCCUCUAACAGAGGAGUUGGUGUUCCGUGCCUGCAUGUUGCCUGUGCUCGUGCCUUGCACUGGGCCCACUGCUGCCAUUUUUAUUUGCCCAUUGUUUUUUGGUGUGGCCCAUUUUCACCACAUCACUGAACAGCUGCGUUCCGGAUGUGACUCUUGGGGUGACAUCUUAAUUACUGCAGUUUUUCAGUUUGCUUACACAUAUGUCUUUGGAAUCUACUCUGCCUUCAUAUUCAUCCGAACAGGCCAUCUGCUGGCUCCAGUGCUGUGUCAUUCCUUCUGCAACUGCAUGGGUUUCCCAGAGUUCGGCAGGGCCCUGAAGCACCCCCUGCGCCCUGUGCUCCUGUUCUGCUACCAGCUGGGGGUUGCACUCUUCCUGCUUUGCCUCCUCCCCCUGACUGACCCCUUCUUCUAUGGCGUGACACCCAUCUGCACAUUAUUUCUUAAUCCCCGGGCUGUCUGCUCAUGA
This is a messenger RNA of Sardina pilchardus (European sardine), 939 nucleotides long. Its product is annotated as CAAX prenyl protease 2. NCBI's taxonomy places the organism in Eukaryota, Metazoa, Chordata, Actinopteri, Clupeiformes, Clupeidae. Gene Ontology annotation, biological process: CAAX-box protein processing. Bases 1 to 939 code for a protein of 312 amino acids. The record is from RefSeq and is a predicted model, not a curated record. The transcript is spliced from 8 exons. Gene Ontology annotation, cellular component: endoplasmic reticulum membrane. Gene Ontology annotation, molecular function: metalloendopeptidase activity.